Messenger RNA from Contarinia nasturtii (swede midge), 2081 nucleotides. It is a transcript of the gene hd, whose product is annotated as protein downstream neighbor of son homolog. The transcript has 6 exons. Gene Ontology annotation, cellular component: nucleus. Gene Ontology annotation, biological process: nuclear DNA replication. Bases 180 to 1940 code for a protein of 586 amino acids. The record is from RefSeq and is a predicted model, not a curated record. Lineage: Eukaryota; Metazoa; Arthropoda; Insecta; Diptera; Cecidomyiidae.
UAUAGCGCACAAAAAUGACAGCUGCGCCCAAACAAUUCAUUUCCAACAUAUUCAAUAUUGAACAAUAGUAUCAUUUCUAUAUAUAUAUUUGCCGCACAUUUCGUGCAAAAUAUCGUUCUUUAACAAAAAUUGUAUUUUGAUUGUAAAAAAAUUAGAGAAAAAAAAAUUCCACAUUUAGAAUGUCUAAUGUUAAGAAAGUUGACGAUAAAGCAUGGAAAACACCGAAUGAGAUUCUACGAUUACAACGUCUUAAACAAAAACAGAAGGCUCUGCAAGAGCGUCUCGAACGACCACCGGCUUACAGUACUAGAAGUUCUCCAUCCAAAUUUAAAAUUACACCCAGCGAAAAGAGGAAAAAUCCAUUUCUCAAUGAACGAUUUACAUCGGACAAGAAGAAAGCGCGACAAAGUAUUCCAGAUACCACCGAAUAUGUAUCAGAAGAUUCUGUAUUUAAUUUGUUAGCCAAUGUAAGCGAAAAUGAAAUAGCGGCAUCACAUUCUAAGCCAUCGUUAAAUCACAAAGAACCGAAUUCAUUUAUAAAUCUACUCAAUCAAACCGAAGAAGCUGACACAGAAUUAGUCGAAACAGAUGCAGAAAAGCCAACUAGUCAUGUACCAAUCGAUUGGAGUCUAAAAACCAAAUUACGUUUAUUGACCAAAAAACCAGUUCCAGGCGAUCGACUUAAAUGCAAUGAAGAAGCAAGUGGUAUUACAAAUUUUGUGCGGUGUGCCGAUAUAAAAUCAUCUGAGACGAGCGGUUUGGAUAUUUCGCCAGCAGCCCGAUUUCACCAGAGCACCAUGUACUGGCAGCAUCCGCAUUUACCAUGGCUUACAUUAUUUCCGCGCAUGUCAAAAGCAAAUAUUGGAACCACAAUUGGCGAAGCCGAACGAUCAGCUCUUGCACGUGAUUGGGGUGACAGUUUUCGUGCAUUGUUUCAGCUUGUGCGAUCAUUGCAAUGUCCAUAUUUUUAUAUGUGCGCAAAUUCAUUUACAGUGCUCUUUCGAGCCGCUGGAAUUGGCGGAAAACAUGAAACACACGCAUUGUUGACGCCAACAUCUCGCGGUUUACGAUCUGCUCUCAAAGAGGAAGAAAUUGAAUUCACGAUGCCAUUGAAGAAACCAUCAUCGGAUGCACAAAAUAAAUCGUUAGAUUCGGGCAAUGAUACACAAAGCAAUAGCUUUUCGAAUUUAUCGGAAGAAAAUGCGGCCGAAACAUCAGCAGAUGGCAUAAACACAAGUGGUAACAAUGACGAAGGUCUCGAUGCCGAUGAUGGUAGCGAGGAGGAAGAAGACGAAGAAAAAUGGCUUGAAAGUAUGGGAGUGGAUAAGUCGGAAAUUAAAAAGAUUCGCACCACCAAUGCUCGACGCGUGCACAAUGAAGAAUGUGCCGAAGACUCAACCGAUCAAUCGAUUUUACUGAUCGAAGGUGUUGAGUGUCAGGCUCUUUUCAAUUUUUUGUUGAAUGCCAAAAGUACAACCACAAGAGUUGGCCGUUUGGCUGGCAUUCCACCGACACUCAUUUCACCCGUUGCAUUUCCCGGUGCUACACUGAAAAACAAUCAAAUACGUGCCAGCAAGGUGCGUGAACAAAACAUCGAUUACCACAGUAUGGAAAUUAGAGGCGUCAUUUUGCCACAUACAUUACAUUAUUUGUGCAAUUUGGUGAGAGAGACAAAAGACCAAUUCAGUAUGACUUCCGUUAAUUUUAAUAGUACAAAUGCUCUGAGCAAAGCUGGACAGAAAAUUAUUGAUGAUUUGAACAAAGAAAACAAAGAAGUGACCACCGAAACUGUAUUUGGUCGCGAGAAUUUAUCCGAUUGUGGUCUUCCAUCAUCUCUACUCCAACCAUUAUGCCGUGUUAGCAAUGACGCCGUUCGUGUCGUAGAGCGAAUGUAUUUUGACAAGGAAUCUGGUGGUUAUAUUUGGUCGGAGAAGAAGUAAAUGUGCCCAGUUACCUAGAUUUUUGUUUAAAAAAUAUCUUCCUUCAAAUAAUCCCAAAUAAUUUAUUAUUCUUGUUUUAAUUACUUUAAGAACAUACGAUGUUCCGAUAAAUAAAUGACUGAAAAUAUGACAAUUUGCAAA